AUGGAAGAAACAAAGAAAACUGGUGUCCGGCUGCCCAGAGGUAGACAGAGGCCUAUAAAGACUGAAUGGAAUUCCCGGUGUGUCCUCUUUACCUACUUCCACGGGGACAUCAACAGCGUGGUGGAUGAGCACUUUUCCAGAGCCCUGAGAAAUAUCAAGAGACCCUGGGGACCGCAUUCCACAAGCCAGAGUGAAAAUGUGAUCCUGAGCAAUGAUAUUGACAUGCCACCGAAUCAGUGGCGUUUCUCGUCUCCAUGGUCAAAGCCACAUCUAGAGACAUCUCUUGCAAAUGGUGCCACGAACAGCAGCUUGAGUGUGUCUGGCCCUGUGAUGAUGGAUCAGUACCCAUUGGCUCUGCCUGAGGCCCGCUCUGCACCACCUGAGGGGCUAUGGCAUUUCCCCUCCCUAGCCAGCAUCCAUUCCCCAGAGCCUGGCUACUCACAAGCUUUCUCUAACAGGCACCUGGCUGCAGAGCCCCAACCUGAUAGGAGACAUGAUCCCCUCCUAAGUCUUCUCCAGGGUGAGACACACCUAAAGCGUCGUCAAGAUCGUGGCCAGGUGGAAGAGAACGGCACCAGCCAGAUUGCCGGAAGCUCAGGAUUGCUCCUCAGCGGGCCUUCCAGCAAUACUCCCCGUAAGGAGAUACAGAUACUUGGAGAACAGUGUCUGAUUGGUUGUGAUGGAGAGUGA
Messenger RNA from Dipodomys ordii (Ord's kangaroo rat), 690 nucleotides. It is a transcript of the gene Vgll1, whose product is annotated as vestigial-like family member 1. The coding region runs from base 1 to 690 and encodes 229 amino acids. The transcript is spliced from 2 exons. Gene Ontology annotation, cellular component: nucleus. NCBI's taxonomy places the organism in Eukaryota, Metazoa, Chordata, Mammalia, Rodentia, Heteromyidae. Gene Ontology annotation, biological process: regulation of transcription by RNA polymerase II. The record is from RefSeq and is a predicted model, not a curated record.